Dujonia railenensis is the source of this 204-nucleotide messenger RNA. The record is from the annotation of a GenBank genome assembly. NCBI's taxonomy places the organism in Eukaryota, Fungi, Ascomycota, Pichiomycetes, Serinales, Debaryomycetaceae.
AUGGACACUAAAACCCCAGUUACAUUAGCUAAAGUCAUCAAAGUCUUAGGUAGAACCGGCUCCAGAGGUGGUGUCACCCAAGUUAGAGUUGAAUUUGUUGAAGACUCUUCCAGAACCAUUGUCAGAAACAUCAAGGGUCCGGUAAGAGAAGGUGAUCUCUUAUGUUUGAUGGAAUCAGAAAGAGAAGCCAGAAGAUUACGUUAA